Pseudoliparis swirei is the source of this 2118-nucleotide messenger RNA. RefSeq lists its product as uncharacterized. NCBI's taxonomy places the organism in Eukaryota, Metazoa, Chordata, Actinopteri, Perciformes, Liparidae. The record is from RefSeq and is a predicted model, not a curated record. Bases 614 to 1540 code for a protein of 308 amino acids. The transcript has 3 exons.
UGUGUGUGUGUGUGUGUGUGUGUGCUUGCAUUAUGUGGGCCCUGUUUCACAAAGGCUGACGAGUCGGUUUGAGUACAUCCUGGUGGUCAGUCUGUGUACUGCAGCUGACCUCGUACAAUGUCAAAUGGAUCCCAAAAAAGAAGAGAAAAGAAAAGAAAAAAAUAUUCAGACAAAGUAUAUUUAUAUCAAAGUGCCAGCCGACCACUACCAAGUACCUUUAGGCCAGGUACUAAGCAGUCCCUUAAAAACAUGUAAUAUACCUUUUGGAAUUUGUACCUUCGUGUUUGUGUUCGUCACCAAUAUUGUGUAUGGUAAUUUUGGGAAGUGUCUCCCAGAUCUCAGCUAUUAUUGGUUGACAAUAUUGUCAUAAGCAGACAUGUCAGGAAAAGCACAGGUGUUACUAAUAACAGUAACGACGCCCCCAUUUAAUUUAAUUCAGCUAUCGUAAAUUUGAUUAGUCACACCUGUGCGAUUCCUACCGUGACUUAUUCUACCUGUAUUCAGUGAAAAUGGCCUUUCAAUAUCCCAAAAAUCAGGAUUGGAAAUUAUUCGUUAAGCUCCAAAAAAUUUCCCUAAUUUCUUUAUUGCAAGAUGGCGAACAGAGCCAGUUAAAAUGAAAACAAGUUGUGCAUCGUACAGGAAUGAAGAGCUCCAGACGCCGAUGUCCUCCGGUGAGAUGAUCCACGCCGACGAAGAGUCGCAUGCCGUCGCCCGCACCCUCGAUCCGAGAGGAGGCGCGCCGUCUCGUUUUUGGCUAAACGUCGGCGACUGCAGAUCGGGCAUCGGGACGCGGCCUUCACCUUUCUCCACCUCCCCUCCCCACCGGCGUUGUCUUCCAGAGGGGCCGCAUCGCUCCACGCCGUCCUCUGCGGCCUCAGCCCUCUCGCGGCGGUGCCAGCGCCCACGGGAGGCCACGUGGUCGAGACUCGUUUUCGACGUGCGAGACGUUUUUAGUUUGAUGGGAAAUAAUUCAAAGGUCACGGUGGACCGGCGUGACGGGGUGAUCAUAUUCUGUGAUGAGGACUUGGCGCUGCGACGCUUUGGGGACAUUUACUACACUGAGGACUGUAGAGCGUCUACGGGGGACACCGGCUGGCACAUCGAUGAUAACAACAACAACGCUCUGAGCGCCAACGACUCUAACGGGAAUCAACUUGCCAUCAGGGACCAUUUCAACAACUUUAAAAGUCGUCUGAAAUCCUGUGACGGCGACGAUGAAGUGUUGCGUGGGAGUGACGCCAAAGGAAAAAAGAGGAAGAGUGUCUCCUUCGAGGAUGACGUCAUGGUCUACCUGUUUGAUCAGGAGAGUCCCACCUUGGAGCUCCACUCUGGGGCCUACUCAUCUCUACCAGACGUCCCAUUGGAAGACAAUGGCUUGGAGUGGGAAGAUGACUUUUCGGCUUUGGAGAAGAACUGCCAUUUCCAGUGCGUCGGACACUCUCAGCGACACACACACAGCGCCGCUCUGUCCCGGCGCUUCAUUCUGUCCCAAAGCUGCCUGUUCCUCACACAUGUCACCGAGUCAGACCUUGAGCCCUGAGAUAAAGUGUUAUUUACACACACACACACACGCACACACGCACACACUCAUUGAAUUGUAGGUGCUGAUUUUUAUGACACGGUGGCGGUCAAACGCAGCUUUUCCAUCACGUCGUCUACUGUCACCAUGGCCCACGGUGACAUCCACACUUGUUUUUCUUUCACACUCCACCAUGGCCUCAUGGAAAAAACUGACUAAUCGACCAGAUCUCACCCUCUUCACCUCUAACUCAUCUCCCCACAUCCCCCCUUUUUUACGAUGAGUCACGGAUUUUAAUGGCUUUUUUCUCUCCCUCUCUAUGUCUCUCCCUCACUCUCUCUCUCUGCUCCAAAUGGCUUCAAAGCACCUGUCGUUCAUGACAUCACAGCCACGCACCGCUGUGCGUUCAGCGUUCACAGUUGUUGCCGUGUGAAGAUCAGAGGCCGUGAUGCUGUUUCAUAACAGCGAUGGUACCAUUGCAGCUGCAAACCUGUUUGGAAGCUGCUUUCAAUGCCAGGAAUUGUGACCUAACUUGGACCUACAAGCUGUAAAAAUGUACAAAUGUUAUCAAUACCAGUAAAGUCAAUUUAAUAAAUUGU